Molecule: messenger RNA, 781 nt
Organism: Jatropha curcas
Lineage: Eukaryota; Viridiplantae; Streptophyta; Magnoliopsida; Malpighiales; Euphorbiaceae
Product: histone deacetylase-like protein
Source: RefSeq, a predicted model, not a curated record
AACAAACCCAGAUCGUCAGAUCCUCUCUCCCUCUCUGCACAGUCUAUUUUAUAAAUAUCCCGAUAUCGCGGCCUCUCUGUGCCUGUGAGUAAUUUUAACAGGGGAGGCUCUUUAACAAAAAAACAGAGACAUCAAAUGGCCAUCACAACCAGUUGCUGCCUCAACCUCCCCCUUCCGACCUCUGCUUCAGGCCUCCCUUCUUCCACUACUAAGACAAGUACUACCCAAGUUUCAUGGUUGAAGAAUGACAAGUGGAGAAGGCAGUGCGUGCUGGGAAUAGCCUGGAUGAUAAUUGGAGCUGAAAUGGAUAAUUUGGCAAGCCAAGAAAAUCUCGCGAUGGCCAAAGAUAUGCAGUAUUCAGUUGUGGAAUCAAAGAGUCAGAGAUGGAGCGACAAAAGAAUGUGCCCUCCAUGGCGUCUUAAUUCACUAGAGACCGUUGUGCCAGAAAACCUUCCAAGGCCAUCCGCUCGCAGGAGAUGGGAGGCUACCGGUUAUUCCGAGAAUGCUCCGCCUCCAGCUUCAGCAGUUAAAGUGAUGGUUCAUAGCGGCAACAGUUGCUUUACCAUGUAGAACAUUCAGUUGUCAUAUAGGUAUAUUGUUACUGCAAAUUAUGUACAUAAACAAUACAAUUCUUAAAAUAUCAAAAAUGGAAAUAGAUUACUAAUGGCGUUUGAUCGUCGGUCGUAGUACUGAAUUGGUUGUAUUUGGCGAGGAUGGCAUAGUACACGCAGUACAAAUUGGAUAUAUAAAACAGAAGAGAAGUACAACUUUUCUCGCUUAA